CCCAGCGCGCCGGGACUUGUUUUACUUCAGGAACCGGCGUGCGCGGGCGCCUGCCGGACUCUAUAGGUUCCUGCCGGUCUCUAUAGGUUCCUGUAGGUCUCUAUAGGUUCCUAUACGUCUCUAUAGGUUUCUAUAGGUUGCUAUAGGUGUCUCCAUGUCGGACUCGGGGCAGAGUCCGGCCCCGGGCGCGCGGCGCCGCUGGACGCGGGAAAAGGAGCCGGACGGGCCUGGAGAGCGACGGGAGGGGGAGGAGCCAGCGGGGCUGCUGCAGAAAACGCCCAUUAUCCUGGCCAAGCCCCCGGGAGAGCGGGCACCGCAGCCGCAGCCAAAGGCGGGAACCGCCCCGGCCCCGCCCCCCCCGGCCCCGCCCAUCGUGCUGAUGAAGUCACGUGGGGAGGGGGAAGGGCGGGGCCCGGCGGGGGGCGGAGCCUCCUCGGCGGGAGGGGAGGGGCCGGCGGUGGCCCCGCCCCGUGAGAGGGAGGGGCCGAGACCCACCCAACCUGUCUAUCAACUGCAUGGGCGGGGCCUGGGGGCGGUGCCCGCGCUGGACCCUGCCGCCGCCCAGUCCCGCCUGGCGGCGCCGGAGAAGAUGAAAACCAGUAUCAAACUGGUGGACGAGCAGAUGAACUGGUGCGACUGCGCCCUGCAGUUCCUGCUGGAGCAGACCGAUGUGCUGGUGGUGGGGGCGCUGGGGCUGCAGGGCACCGGGAAAUCCACCGUGCUGUCCCUGCUGGCGGGAAACCAGCCCGACGACGACCCGCGCACGUACGUCUUCCGGCCCGCGCCCCCGGAACUACGUCAGCGCGGCGCGGCCCAGACGGGCGGGAUCGACCUGUUCGUGACGCAGGAGCGGGUGGUGCUGCUGGACACGCAGCCCAUCCUGAGCCCCGCCCUCCUGGACCAUCUAAUUAACAACGACCGCAAAUUACCCCCCGAGUACGGGCUGCCCCACAGCUACGUGGAGAUGCAGUCCCUGCAGAUCGCGGCGUUUCUGUUCACCGUGUGUCACGUGGUGCUGCUGGUGCAGGAUUGGUUCACAGACCCCCUCAUCUAUAGGUUCCUGCAGACGGCCGAGAUGGUGAAGCCGCCAGGCCCCGCCCCCAGCGCUGGCCCCGCCCCCGAGAGCCACGACCCGCCCCCCGAGUUCAACCCCCACCUCGUGUUCGUGCAGACCCGCGCGCCCCCCGAGAGCUUCUCCCCCCGGCGCCUGCGGGAGAUGCAGCGGGUGCUGGAGACCGUGAUGGAGCAUUCGCGCCUGCGCUUCCGGGGGUCUCUGUCCAUGUUGGACCCGCCCCCCGAGUGCGAGGUGAACCUGUUCCUGCUGCCGCCAUUGGAGGAGGAGAGCGAGGACCCGCCCCCCCGCGCCGCCCCGCAGACGCUGUUUCCCGCGCUUCCCGCGUUCCGCGGCUUCCUGCUGGCGCGCGCUGGGGCGCUGCGCGGGCGCGUGCUGGGGGCGGGGCGAGCGCCGCUGGGGCCGAGUCUGCUGACCGAGAGGAGCUGGUUCCAUUACGCCGCCCGGAUCUGGGACGGCGUGAAGAAAUCGUCGGCACUGGCCGAAUACGGGCGGUUACUGGGCUGAACUGGGGGGACCCAGGCGUCCGGGAGGGACCCAGGCGUCCGGGAGGGACCCAGGCGUCCGGGACCAAUAAACCGCCUCGUUCCGGGGUUCUCAUUAGUUUA
Columba livia (rock pigeon) is the source of this 1680-nucleotide messenger RNA. RefSeq names its product SMG9 nonsense mediated mRNA decay factor (gene SMG9). Lineage: Eukaryota; Metazoa; Chordata; Aves; Columbiformes; Columbidae. Gene Ontology annotation, biological process: nuclear-transcribed mRNA catabolic process, nonsense-mediated decay. The record is from RefSeq and is a predicted model, not a curated record.